Didymosphaeria variabile is the source of this 2304-nucleotide messenger RNA. RefSeq lists its product as uncharacterized. The record is from RefSeq and is a predicted model, not a curated record. The coding region runs from base 1 to 2304 and encodes 767 amino acids. NCBI's taxonomy places the organism in Eukaryota, Fungi, Ascomycota, Dothideomycetes, Pleosporales, Didymosphaeriaceae. The transcript has 2 exons.
AUGGCGGCGCAGCAAGAGACCAGAGGCGUACAAGUUUCGUCGAGCGGGGGGAAUAUGCCGCACCUGAAGACCGACCUCGACGACCCGCCGCUGUUCACAAACCGCACGUCUACCCCGUACGCCUAUACGAAGCCGCAGAAGGAGUCGCUGGUACCGUCGCCUGGCGAGUAUUUCUUGUCGCCCGAGGCCAUCGCUCCCCUCCUCAUCCAGCAUUCCGAGAUCUAUAUCUUCGAAGACUCCGACGCCGAGUCAGAUACAUCCCACCUCCGCACCGAACGAAGACCACAACGAUACAGCUUCGUGAAAACGGACCUGCAGAAGGAGGAUCUUAGGGCAAAUGUUCUGGACAGCCAGGCCAAGUCGGAAAGGAGGAGACCGGACAAUUCUCCACCACUGUUGGCACGGUGUGAUGCAUACGCAAAAGCAGGCAAAGAGACUACUUCUUCGUCGGGUUCGUCCAAGUCACACACUCCAGCAUCCGACUCGCCGAGGUCUUCCUCCUCGUCACUGCAUGCAGAGUCCAGAAAAUCAAAGCCAGCUCCACUCGACACAGACCGCUUGAAAGAUUCUAGAUACGCAUCUUCUCGUCCAAGCUCGCCACGACCAAAGCAUGACCCAUCACCUCCACGCUCACCCCGUCUGCCGCCGCGUCGACCGCCCUCGCCCAAUGCCUCCAGGCCGUCAUCAAGAUCCGAGCGACCUCCUUCUCCGCUAUCUUCGUCACAUGCUCAAGCUCAACAGUUUCCAAGAGUGCCGAUAACAGAGGCUGAUUGGCAUGCCACCUACCCUCCCGCGACUGACAGAUUGAGACCAACCACACGACCUGAACGAUAUGAAACCAUGCCAGUGCCCAUGCCGCAGAUCAAUGUUAAAAGUCCCUCACCUGCAAGAGCGCAUAAGGCUGGAAACCCACUACCCUACCCAGUUGACAAUAGGCCCGCGGACGCUUUCAUGCCACCAGAAGAGCAAUUUCAACAUGACCACGCUUACGCUUCCUACACGCCUAUGACGGCGUCUCCAAGACCAGAUCAUUUGGACUCACCCGUCUUCAGCUCAGCUCGUGAGCGCCAACCAGUCCGUCCUCAGCCUAGUAAUCGGCCAAAUACUACAGAUGAGAUACCUAGGUCGCCGAGGGUGAGGUCUAACAGCGUCCGGUCACAGAACGGUAACGAUGGAGGACGUAGAGAAAGAAAGACUACUGUGCCUCUGAGUCUAGAUAAGCCUCUUCCGUCGUGUCCGCGAGCUGAGCCAUCUUCCAAGUACAACGAUUGGUACACACUGCAGGAUUGCCCCGGCUUCGACAUCUGUCCUAGUUGCUACCAAGGCGUUUUCGUCGACACGCCUUUCUCGAGGUACUUUACACAAAGUCGUUGGUACGAGCGACCCGUGGACCGAUUCUGUGACUUCAGUAGUCCCUGGAUGCGGCUUGCAUGGCUUUUGACGAUUAAGCAACGUCGGCAGUCUCCUGACCUACUGUACAAUCUUGCCACCAUUUCCGACCAAGAACGACCGUGUCCGGGCGAUCGCGAGCUUGGUACAGACCAUACUGUAUGGUACGGAAUAUCCGACCCUCGCGAUGGCAUCCACGUUGCCAACUUCGCCAUCUGCCCCUGCGACCUCAGAAUGGUUGAAGAGCUCUUCCCCAGCAUAAAGGGCUACUUCACGCGAAUCCCUGCGACGACCGGCCCCUACCCCCUACCCCCAACAUACAUGUGCAGCCUCCGCGUCAAGUCCCGCCGCUUCCCAAAGUAUCUCGACCUCCUCGUCGAGCUCGACGCUGAAGCCCAAGCGCUCAACCAACAUCCGCACAUCGCCCGCUUCGUGCAGCUCGCGCGCGAAAACGCCUUCAAAGCCGAGUGCCAGCGCGACAAGCCGCUGCUCCGUAAGGCAUGGCACUUCAUCCCCGUCCUGCCCGAAUGCACCGUCUGCCAAGAAUGCUUCGACGAGCUAAUCUGGCCACAUCUCGUACCAUCCUCUUCCUCCUCACCAUCCGCGCCAUCCACCAUACCUAAGCUGUUCACCCGCACCAUUCAGCCCGUACCCGGCGAAGGCCCGGAGCUCGGAUCUAGCUGCUGCCUGUACAGUACGCGGAUGCGCAAUAUAUUUGAGACUGCCGUUCAGGAGGAAAGUUUUGGAUAUUUGGAGCACAAGGUGCUGGAGAGGAAGAGCAUGGAGGUGAGGCUGGGAAGAGAGAGGAGGGAUAUUCUUGGGUGGAUGGACGGAUUGGAGAGGGGGACAUGGGAGUGGGAAAAGGCGAAGGGCGAAUUGAGAGAAAACGAGGGCGAGUGGAGGGUGUGGGAGUAG